Molecule: messenger RNA, 2286 nt
Organism: Rhododendron vialii
Lineage: Eukaryota; Viridiplantae; Streptophyta; Magnoliopsida; Ericales; Ericaceae
Product: expansin-B4-like
Exons: 4
Coding region: 1-771 (256 amino acids)
Biological process (GO): sexual reproduction
Cellular component (GO): extracellular region
Source: RefSeq, a predicted model, not a curated record
AUGGCUUCAAGUAUUCACCACAUCUACAGUACCCUCUUUGUGUUUGUUACUUUCUUUUCAUUCAUGAUCAAUUGCUCCAUGGCUCAAGGUGGAACUACCGUCGCAACGUGGUAUGGAGAUCCCAAUGGUGCUGGAACCGAUGGGGGAAAUUGUGGAUAUGGCCCUGCAGUAGAGUAUGCACCAUUCUACAAAUACGUAUCCGCUGGAGGUUUUUCGCUGUUCAAAAAUGGCGAAGGAUGUGGAGCUUGUUAUAAGGUAAGAUGCACGUCAAAUCCGGCAUGCUCGGGGAACCCGGUAACGGUGACGAUAACGGAUUUUUGCCCGGGGAACUGCGGGGCCUAUCAGUUUGAUUUGAGCGGUACUGCCUUUGGAGCCAUGGCAGUCCCGGGCAAAGCCGAUCAAUUGAGGAGUGCUGGGAAGAUACAGAUUCAAUACGAAAGGACUUUUUGCUACUAUAAAGGUUAUACAAUAGUAUUCAAAGUCGAUUCGGGGUCGAACCCGUUCUAUUUUGCUACGGAGAUCGAAUACGAAGACGGAGACGGUGACCUGAGCAAAGUAGAGCUCCAGCAGGCCGGCUCCAACUAUUUCGCUCCCAUGCAGCUGGUAUUUGGUGCUACUUGGAAACUCCAGAGUAACACUGGCUCGCCGUUGAAAGGCCCAUUCUCUAUUAGGCUCACCACACUCAGCUCCGGCAAGAGCCUGACCGCCUACAAUGUCAUCCCUGCCGAUUGGAGGCCCGGCCAAACGUUCCGCUCCAACGUUAAUUUCUGAAAGGCUAGAUUAAUUAAUUGAUAGCUUGCCAAAUGUAUCUUACUGGCGCGAUUAUUAAAAACACAAACGUACGUAGUAUCUGUUUUGGUUGAAACGGGAAAAAAAUGAAUAAAUUGUACUUUCUUUGUGCUCGAACUUUUAUUGGCUUGGAGAGAACGUUAUUCAAUCGAAAGUAGUUGGGUUUAUUUGGUGUGUUUGAGAGAGAAUGUGCGUGUGUGUGAGAGAGGAGGAGGCUAGGGUGUGGGUGUAGGUAACUAUAUGGGAACAUUCUAAAUUUUUUAAAAUCUGCCGGUCAACUUGCGCAUCCAUCGAGUAAUUCCUGGCCCUAAAGUUAAUAAUUAGGCAAAAUUCCAGUCAUCCCAAGAUUUAUGAACAUUCUAAUUGGCUUCACAGGUGAAAUUGAUAUUGUAUGGCCCCAUAAACUCUCUCCGUUCUGAUUUCAUUGUCCUUUAUUCUAUUCUAACCGGUUAAAAAAUAAGUAGUAUAUUUUUGAAUCCAUUGUAAAUUUCAUAUCAAAUAUAGAUUUUGUUUGAUAGAUCUCGAUUAGUUCUAUAAUACAAUGUUUUCGAAAUCACAUAAAACAUUAUAAAUUACAAGAUAUAAUUGAUUGAAAAGUGGCAUGAACUUCUAAAAAUGACUAUUAAAUUCGGACAGAGGAGUAUUCAAAAAAUGAUUAAAGCCACGUAACAUAGUGAUUAUACCUAUAGACUCGUAUCGUGAGGGUAAAUAUUUGUGGACUCAUGCUGCCAUGCAUGCAUUGCUUCUUCUUUUUGUCAAUCAAUAGAAGAGAUCAUUUUAUAUCAUCAGAUAUGAAGUAUAGAAUACAAACCCGGGACUGCAAUAAUUGUGAGAGUCCACGCGAUAACCAAGCCCAAUAACUCAACCAAUACAAGAAAUAAGCACAUUAUAAGAUAGAAACAAAGAAAGAAAGCUCUUUAAAGGAAGAACACCCGCACGCAAUUGGAGAGACUCAAACUCUUGACCUCCUAUUGAGAUUGAAGACUCAUGCAAUGUUAUUAUAGGAAAAAAUUGGGGGUUUCCACACUCAACCACUAAUAUUAACCAAGUGAUCAUAGGCCCACAAAUGUUGAGCGUGGAAACUGCAAAUAAAAAAUCAGCCGUGCUACCCCACCGUUUUAUUUUUCCGCUUCCCCCACCACAGUGCUCAAUCGAUCAUCUGUUUCGAUAAUCAAUGAUUCGGAUUUUAAAACUCUUCUCUAGAAGAAUCUUUUAAAAUUUAAAUAGUCCAAAACACUUUAAAACGGAAAGCGGUGGGGUAGACUUUCUGGGAAAAAUAAAAAAGAAGCCAUCGCGGCAGAUUUUCCCGGAAAUUCUAGCAUUUUCCCUUGCCAUAUUUAGGUUGAUACUUAUUGACCAAGGUGGCAAAAACGAGUUGCAUUCAGGCUAACCACAAAAAAAAUACAAGGAUGUAGUAAUUAAUUAGCUUGAAAGCCACUUUAAUUAUAAAAAAAAAGAGAGGAGGAGUUUAACCAGAGAUACGCUUGAAACCGUUUG